Molecule: messenger RNA, 1980 nt
Organism: Pyricularia grisea
Lineage: Eukaryota; Fungi; Ascomycota; Sordariomycetes; Magnaporthales; Pyriculariaceae
Exons: 3
Coding region: 1-1980 (659 amino acids)
Source: RefSeq, a predicted model, not a curated record
AUGCCUCGUCACAACAGGUCUUGGGCCAAUGUUCUUGGAUUGAACAAGAGUCCUGGCAGCCACCAUCACGACAAUUGGUGGCACGAGCGCCGUCACUUGCUACCACGCUAUCACAAUCGCAUAAUCGAGUCUUCCGUCCCCCCAAUCGAGGUCACCAAGGUCGCUGUCCGCCUGCGCCGAUUGAUCGAGGAAUGUGUUCCCUGUGAGCUCGAGGAAAGCCUCAUCACCAAACCUCACAGCAAAGUCAUCACCAACAAGGUCAUCAAGGCCGCCAAGGAGGCUGGUGGGUCUGAAUAUGGAGCCUGUGUCGUCUUUUGUUUGCUUGUUUGCAAAAGGUGGUUCUCGCAUCAAUCCUCAGUAGAGCUUUGGGAUGCCGAUCUCCACUUGGUCAGAGGUGUUGCAUGUGAGGUUAUCGCAAAGGCUAUAAUCGAGCAGGAAGAAGAUGUAGAGUAUCUCCAGCAUAAGGUGCUACUUAAGCGGUACUCAAUCACCAUCAACGGGGAGGAUAUGCCCGCGGCCAACGUCAUUGAACGCGCCGUCGAUCUGCAUGCCCUUCGAGUCAUUGGCUCCUCCGGCUAUCAGAAAUGUAUCAGUCAUCUUUGGCGCGGCUGGCUGGUCCAGGACGAAGACGAUCCCUCCAAUUUUGUCGACUACCAUGACAAAGCCAACACUCGCUUCCUCGUCCACAUGGACCCCGAUCGCAUGCGCGCCCCAAUCUACCAGAACGCAGCCCAGCUCGUGAUUUCAUUCAUCUACCUGGGCUUGUACACGGGUGCCAUCAGCACGGUCAAUCGCAGCGGCGAACUUGACAUCGUCGAGGGUCUCAUGUACCUCUUUACUGUCGGUUUCAUUUGCGACGAGAUCACCAAGGUCUGGAAGGCGGGCUAUCGCAUCUUGGGGUUCUGGAACGCUCUGAACAGCGUUCUCUACGGACUGCUGAUGAUCAGCUUGGGCAUUCGUUUCUUCGCCUUCACCAAGCCUGUCAACGGCCCAGCCCAGGACGAAGACGGCAAGACUGAUCGUGAGCAGCUCAACGAGCUCAGCUACAACUUUUUGGCCGUCAGCGCACCUCUCUUCUGGAUCAGGCUUUUGCUCUAUCUCGACACUUUCCGCUUCUUUGGCGCCAUGCUGGUCGUUCUCAAGGUCAUGAUGAAGGAAUCCAUCAUUUUCUUCGCCUUACUUACCAUUAUAAUCAUUGGCUUUUUCCAGAGCUUCAUCGGCCUGGAUUACGCAGACGAUCACGCCCUCAGCGACACGGGAUUCAUCAUUCAAUCCAUGGCCAACGCCCUCAUGCAGAGCCCUGACUUUAGCGGCUUUGAAAAGUUCAGCCACCCGUUCGGCAUCAUACUCUACUACUUCUUCACCUUCAUCGUCAUGGUCAUCCUGCUCAAUGUGCUCAUUGCGCUGUACAACUCUGCCUACGAGGACAUCUACGACAACGCAGACGACGAGUUCCUGGCGCUGUUUGCACAAAAGACGAUGCAAUUCGUGCGCGCCCCCGACGAGAACGUAUACAUUGCGCCGCUAAACCUCAUUGAGGUGUUUCUGGUCGCGCUGCCCUUUGAGUGGUGGAUGGAGAAGCGCAUGUACGAGCGGCUCAACGACAUCGUCAUGGCGGUCCUGUACUCGCCGCUCCUGCUCUUCACGGCCAUGUUUGAGAUGAAAGCCGCCGGCGAGAUCAGGGCCAACCGGUCGCGCGGCGAAGAGGACGACGACGUGCAGGAGGAGUGGGAGCAGAUAGAAGACGAACUCGAUUUCGAGAGCGAUGGGUGGAACAAGACUGUCAGUAUGGCCAAGGCUAACGUCGAGGAGGAGCCGGCCGUUUUGGAGGUGCAGCAGCUGCGGGAAGAGGUCAAGGAGCUGAAGGCGAUGCUUAUCGAGCUCGGGCGGGCUGUAGGGGCUGCCAAGCUGGGCGGCAGCGAGACCACUGGGUCAACCAAUGGUGCCGAGGGUGUCAAGACUGGUGGGGACGAGGAGUAA